Messenger RNA from Talpa occidentalis (Iberian mole), 1966 nucleotides. It is a transcript of the gene IGSF5, whose product is annotated as immunoglobulin superfamily member 5. NCBI's taxonomy places the organism in Eukaryota, Metazoa, Chordata, Mammalia, Eulipotyphla, Talpidae. The record is from RefSeq and is a predicted model, not a curated record. Gene Ontology annotation, biological process: cell-cell adhesion. The transcript is spliced from 10 exons. The coding region runs from base 1 to 1281 and encodes 426 amino acids.
AUGGGGCCCCAGCCCUACACCCCCAACUUCAGAGAGUUCCCUAUACCCCUGCCCCACACAGGACGGCCUCCCCUGCUGUCCAUUCCCACCAUGGUGGUGCAUUGCAAGGUGGACAUCCAGUUAUCCAAGCCUGAAGCCCGAGAGCUGCAGAGCUGGUGGCGUCAGGAAGGACAUGAGCAGAUGGAGGGCCGCCGGACUGGCAUCUGGGCAGCGCUGGCCGUCCUGCUGGGGCUGGCAGCUUGCGGAUCCGGCUACCAGAUCGUCGAAGGCCCCCGGAAUGCCACGGUGCUGGCGGGCUCGCAGGCCCGCUUCAACUGCACCGUGUCGCAGGGCUGGAAGCUCAUCAUGUGGGCGCUGAAUGGGGUGGUGGUCCUGAGUGUUACGCCCUCGGGGCCCAUCAACACCAGCGAACGCUUCACCUCCGCCAGCUACGACGAGGUGGGCGGCAACAUCAUCUCCGAGAUGCUCAUCCACGACGUGCAGCUCAGCGACACGGGGCACAUUAGGUGCAGCCUCCAGAGCAGCGACCGGGUUGGGGACGCCUUCCUGUCCGUCCAAGUCAUGGGGAGCCUGCACAUUCCCAACGACAGUCCUGUAGUCAAGGAUGAACCUUGUAAUGUGACCUGUCGUGCCUCAGGCUGGAUCCCCCUCCCGGACAUUUCCUGGGAGAUUGGGGUUCCUGCGAGCAACGUGAGCUAUUUUUCCAUCCCGGACCCUGAUGACCUUCAAAGCACAGUGAGUGUCCUGAUGCUCAUGCCCCAGGGCGAUGGCAUGUUGACCUGUGUGGCUCACUUGAAGGAGCUGCCCGCCCACAAGGCUGUCACUGUCAAUCUGACCGUGGUUCCACCGGGCAGCAUCCAGAGGCAGGGGGCCUCGCUGCCCACCUGGGCCAUCAUCCUGAUAGCUGUGUCCUUGUCGUUGCUUCUGAUUCUGCUAAUUGUUCUGAUUAUCGUAUUCUGCUGCUGCCGUGGCUCCAGGAAAGAAAAAAAAGAAUCGAACUAUGACAGUGAAAUAAGGAAAUCUGCAAACCCGAAGACGAGCGAGACCUCUGAGACGAAGUCAAAGGACGGAAAUGAAAACUAUGGCUACCAGGCAGAGGAGCUGAGGCCCACAACCAUCACUUACCUCCCUUCGAAGUCCCCUGCAUCUGGUGCUCCAGAACAACGCGACAGCAGACAGCCUCGCCAGGGACCAGAUGAUCACCAGCCACCAGCACAUCGGCCACAUGUGACCUUUUUUAUGGCCAGUCCUAGGAGGGUCAGGAAUGUGACGUUAGUGUAGUGAAGACGUCCCUCGGGUCCCUUCCCUGGCCGAUGACCCGCAUCUCCAGGAUGUCAUCACUCCCUGCUACCUGAGGCCCGGCCUGGCCGCGUUCCUGGAGGAGGUGGUGCUGGAAACAUCUGGACAGAUAUUUCAUAGCAGAGAAGAAGUCCGUUUUCCCAGCUUCCCAAGUAGGAUUUGAUUUUUAAAACAUCUCAGGAUUUCCAUGAAUUCUACAACAUUACUGAGUAAAAGCUGGGAGCUCCUGUGUGGGGUUUCUCACCUGCUGCUGAUCCCAGCAGCGGUGUCUCAGUCCAUUUCUUACCCCACGCUGAAAUGCUCUUAUUAUCUUCCAUCACGUGAAGAUGGUAUUUAUGGAUGUUGACCAUGUGGGACAUGAUUGCACAUUAUCAGCAAAAAAAGAGAACACCAAUUAGGAUCAACUGGAAAUCUAAAAUUGUCUGGAAAAGCAGAACUCAUAGAUUAAAUGAAAUUAAACUAUUUAAAAGUUAAAAUAAAUUCUAAAGCUGAUGUGCAUGUUGCACAUCAUUGGACAUUUACAUGAAGACAUUCAUUUUUACAUGCCCCCUUCGGGCCUCAGAUGCAUUAGGUGAGGGUUAUGGUUUGUGGGGCACAGACCUCACGAACCUCAGAUGCCAUGAAAAAACAGGAAAUGGGUAAUAUAUUUUUUUUAAUAAAUAAGAGA